UUCUGUAUAUGGUUUGUUAAGUGAUGGGAGCUGUAGUCUGUUGUAAGCUCUGCGAUCUUGAGGAAGAAGAAAGCUAAUCACCUCGGACGACGCAGUGAUCGUCUCUCUCUCUCUCUCUGUCUCUAUCGUUUAUUUGAAUACACCACGCGCCGCUCAGAGUCGAGUAUAGCCAGUUGUAAGUGUGAGCUCUGAAAGCGCGUAUCUCUGCGUGAGCGCAGACAGAAAUGUUCAAAGUUAGUUAGCAGAAAGUUGAAUUUUCAUUCUUCGCACUUUUUGGGUAGAUCGAAAAAAAAGAUGAUGGACGACGAUUGUGAAAGUGGACAAACAAUGUCGAAAAUGCCCUUGAGGCUGGAUUCAUUGGAUGAUGGACUUCGUCCGCGAGACUGGCAGCCACGAGGGCCACACUGUAAAGUUCCAUUGCGUCUCGUUCGUCUGUGUUUCCUCGGUGUAAUUCUGCCGGUCGUGUUCGUCGCUGGACCCGUUUAUUUGAAAUAUAGAGUGUUUUCGGAGCAACUCUACCCUGUGACUAUUUCCGAUCAACGCCUUAUCGACCAUAGAAUGUCGACAACUUGGUGUCAGAAACAGGUACUAAAGGUCAAUGCAACAUUCAAUGCUUACUUGAUGAACGAUACUCCCAAGAUGAGGGAAGGGGUGAUUCCAGUUGCAAUGACGAGACAUUUGGUCCUUGAGGAUGAUAUGAAAGAGUAUUGGGGAUUUUAUUUGCUACGUGGGAGCAGCGUCACUGUCUCAACUUGUGUAAGAUGGCAAGGGGCUUCGCUAACGGUAAUUCGUGGACAUAAAAAUUUGCACGAAUGCGCAUUUAUCGGCGACGACAGCAGCGAAGAGCUCGAGGAGCUCGUUGAAGAAGCCGAAGAACGUGGCCUUCUACAAACGCCCAACGGAUUGGUGUUGGACGGGCCUAGCAACGAACCUUGGCGCAUGAGGCGCGUCCACCAGGGUGUGCAGUUUCAUCAGAACGAGACUGCCGCCAAUGCCAACCAAGUCACAGCCCAUCAUCAGUACACCAGCCAUGAACUCGAUGCCAAGGACAUGCGAGCCAUUCUCACGCAGCUCUUUAUGAAGACCCUGGACAUGAGGAAGAAACAGAAAGAGGGCCACCAGCAUCAUCAUCACGAAGGCACUUUCAAGGAGGAUGAUAAUAUCGAUAAGCCGCCUUCCUUCGACGACACGGAUUUUAUACAGCAUGAAUUGCUGUCGUUGAGGAGACAGGCUGCUUCCGAUGCAACUCCUUCGGGAGAAACUGACACGGCCGGUGCCGCUCGCUCGACGUCAGCAGAGACUACUACCAAAGCGCCAGCGCCGGAAGUCAAAUCGACGACCGUUCAAUCAAUGUUGGCCGAGAUCAAUUCCACAACGGGACCAUCGUCUAAGGAAGUGUUUGAAGAUGCAUUGCAUAAAAUAAGCGCGUUGGGCCAGCGAGGACGGAAAGUUCUAAACAAACUCAUCGAGGAAAUUAAUCAUCGUGAUCCAGAAACUGAGCAGAUGGUGAAGAAGGUCAUCGAGGAAGUGACCGACAGAGAAGAGAAACGGAUGAAGAGAGACCUUUUUUUGUCGUCGCCUAUGGCAGAACAAUUGUCGGGCGACGAUGAGGAUGACGAUGCUGCUGUCGAAGCGGGAAUGUUACGUCCUGAUGGGAUUGCAGAAUACCGCGGUACAGUCAACGAGACGACUCUCAACGACAGAAGUAACUCCGAGUUUUGGAGUUCGUUUAGUAGUUCCGAAGAGAGACUUUUGACUUGCAGAGGUUUGAUUCUGAAUCUUCCACUAACGCCACAUCGUUUCUGCGAACCGAAGUUUGAACGUCAUCACAAAACGGCUUCAGUGGCUAAUACGAUAACUUACAGAGUGCCAACCGAUGGAUACUAUUUCUUCGUCUUUAGUUCAGAAAACGAAAUUCAGCCAAACUACAUGCACGUCAAAUUCGAGCUGCUCAGAAAGUCCUACAAUAUAUCUAAUCCAGUACACGAAUGUAAAAACAGUACGGGCGAAUGUUCUUUGCCCAUUAGCUUCUUUAGCAGCGAGCGUACUGUACUUGAAUUACCAGUAGGUAUCAAUGAUUCUCAAUGGAACGAAGAGUACGUUGUCAUUUCGACGUGUGAACCGAGAACUUCUAUUUACCUCUUAUGCAUUCUUGCUGUUCCGCUGCUUAUCUUAAUGUUUGCCUUUUAUUGAGGUGUAGCCAGCUAAUACUGGAAAUAUUUAGCUCGCGUAAACAAAAAUGUUGAAAAUUUUUUUUUUUUUAAAUAGAAUAUUUCUUCAAUGGCUAUAAAGUUACUUUUUAUACAUUGGUUUUAAAAAUUACUUUGAGAUUACAAUUUGUAGCAAUUGUAAGUGUACUGAUAAAAACUUUUUUUUGCGGUAGAAGAAUCAUCUUCAGAAACAUCUUCGUAAAAAUGUUUUAUAAAGUGAAUUGAGAGCAGCCACUGCAAGUACCUGUCUAGUUAGUAAUAAAUAUUGGAUUGCUCAAAAUGAUAAUGAUGAACGUCAAAGUCAUUAGCAUUAUGUAUGUUUUCAAAGACUGUUAAUUGCAAUGGCUACUAUGUACGAAAGAAAAGUCACUUAAUAAGCUAGUAUUAUAAUCUUCCUAUUACGAAAAUGCAAUAAUAUAGGAAUAUGAUUGUCCUCGAGUAAUUAUACGGGUGCUUCGUUGUACUUAAAAAGUACUCUAAUUUAACUUUGUAUAUAACAAUUGAGAACGAAGUAUUUCGGUUGACGAUACUUCUUUCAUUCUAAUAAUAAUAAACUCAUGAUUUUACGUGCACGCAAAGAGCAAGUCGUGCCAAAGUUUGUUAUAAGUGUAAUACAAAUGUAUCUUGAAAGUAAAUUAUGUGAUACCUUGAGUUAUAUACUACGAUUGUUGGGAAAUGCUUACUCCUAAUUUAGAUUUUAAGACCACAAUAUAUGAACGAGAUUUAAGAUGAAAAGCACAUAUUUUUUCAUUUGGAUUAUUUGAUCCACACGAUAUUUUAACAAUAUUACUAGUUUAUCAAAUAACAGUUAAAAUAUUGUUUUUGAUGAUAUUGCUACUUCAUGAUAUCAUACCUUAUGAAUUAAAGUAUUAUUUUAAGCAUCUUAUGUGAUCAUACCUCGAUAUGAAAAAGAGAUACUGUUAUUUUAGUGCGAAGUAGGGCAUUUGUUAAUCGCGUAAUGGCAUUUUACAAGAAUUUUAUACUGUGUAAUUGAACGUGAUGUUAAGAAGAUUGGCGAAUGGAAUAUCAUAAAUUACAAUUUUCUUGAUGUUUUUAUCGAACGACAUUGGAGUUUGUGUAACCGGUUCAUAGGAUACUGACGUUAGAAAAAUAAGUGAUGUAUAUAUUUAGAAUGAAUUGAUACAAAACAGACAGUUAGGAAACUGUGAAAUUUACAUUGUUGUUUUUUAUAAACUACGACUGUUGUUAUACUUACUUUCUUAAUAAUAUAUGUGUUAUAUAUUUGUAUAUUAACGUAUAGUUAAAUAUAUG
Molecule: messenger RNA, 3482 nt
Organism: Phymastichus coffea
Lineage: Eukaryota; Metazoa; Arthropoda; Insecta; Hymenoptera; Eulophidae
Exons: 8
Coding region: 295-2193 (632 amino acids)
Source: RefSeq, a predicted model, not a curated record